Molecule: messenger RNA, 1523 nt
Organism: Salvia hispanica
Lineage: Eukaryota; Viridiplantae; Streptophyta; Magnoliopsida; Lamiales; Lamiaceae
Product: 1-acyl-sn-glycerol-3-phosphate acyltransferase BAT2, chloroplastic-like
Biological process (GO): phosphatidic acid biosynthetic process
Cellular component (GO): membrane
Molecular function (GO): 1-acylglycerol-3-phosphate O-acyltransferase activity
Source: RefSeq, a predicted model, not a curated record
UGCAAAGCACAAUUUCCGAAGCUAAUCCCAAAAAUUGAAUAUAGACUUAGCAAGGUAGCAUUCCUUACUCCACAAAUUAACACGGAUGGAAUUAUCGAUAGAUUUUAGGCGCUCGAGUUUUCAUUUUUCUUCGCUUUCUUAUUCACAUAAUCACCCGUGCAAGAAGGGUCGAUCGUUUCUCUCUGGGGCUUGCAGUGGAGUGUUGGCUUCUCCUCAUGGAUUCCAGUCUGGCUAUGUUACUCUUAAACGGAAAACUCAAAGAUAUUCAGACACAUAUGGCCGUCCACACAAAACAAUAUGUGUUUUGAGGGAAGGCCAUUAUCCUUCCCAGAGCUAUUUCAACCAUGAAGAGGAGCUGCACAGAACAUAUAAUGGUUGGGGAAGUUGUAGAAAGAGAAAAGUUUUAAGAGACUUAGUUGUUAGGUCUGAACUUGCAGAUACCGGAACUGCUGGAGCCUCAUAUCCAUCAUCAGAUAUUUGGUUCAAUUCGAAGUUUAGAGGAAUUUGCUUCUAUAUCGUAACAUCUAUUGCUGCCAUCACUUUAUUCGUUCCAAUGGUUCUGCAGCAUCCAUUUGUCCUCAUGUUUGAUCGAUAUCGUAGAAAAGCCCAGUAUCGUAUCGCUAAAGCCUGGGCCUUUUUGACGGUUGCUCCUUUCUUCAAGAUCGAGUACGAGGGAUUGGAAAAUCUCCCUCAAACUGAUACCCCCGCCAUGUAUGUGUCCAACCACCAAAGCUUUUUAGAUAUACAUACUCUUCUGACCCUUGGGAUAAGCUUUAAAUUCAUUAGCAAGACAUCAAUUUUUCUUUAUCCAAUUAUUGGAUGGGCCAUGUUUCUGAUGGGUGUCAUUCCUUUAAAGCGCACAGACAGCAGAAGCCAAUUGGAAUGCCUCAAGCAGUGCAUGUCCCUGAUCAAGAAGGGUGCAUCAGUCUUUUUCUUUCCGGAGGGCACUCGGAGUAGAGAUGGAAAGUUGGGUACUUUUAAGAAAGGAGCAUUCACAAUUGCUGCGAAGACUGGGGUACCUGUUGUUCCCAUUACUCUGAUUGGGACAGGCAAAAUCAUGCCUCCUGGAAUGGAACAAGAAGUGAAUCCAGGAUUGGUGAAAGUAAUCAUUCAUCCUUACAUAGUAGGAAAUAAUCCAGAUGAACUCUGCAAGGAGGCUAGAAAUAUUAUUGCUCAGGAACUUAUUCGUCAAGGCUAGGUGACCAUAUCACAUUUUGUUUCUCUCCAAAAAUUAAGAUUUUGAGGAGCAUUGAGAUAGUAUUAGCUGAGAGUUUUUGCGCAUCCUCUGUGUUUUUCUGCUCCGGUGGUAACUCCUGGUUUUAGCCUGAGCAGCAAUAAAGCAAAAAGUUUGUGUUUGAUAAUCGUUUUUAGUAGGUCUUUUGCGAAACCGUCUCACAGACUAAGAGUCGUGGAAUGGAAUGAUCUGAAUAAUACUUUUGUUGGUAUUAUUUGGAUUUUUCAAUUUCACAAGAUUUUGUAUUGCAUCUUUACUCUGAUACUGGUACAAAUUUAGGUUUCUUGAA